AUGGAUACUGCUAAUGAGGUCGCUCAAUCCUUACCACUUGACGUCGUGGCUCACAAUGCCACCGUGAUACUGAGCGGUGUGCUUCUAGGAGCACUGCUUGCGUUUGUUGCUUCUCACCUGGGCUGGCUGCGCCACCAUGUCCACCUGAACGAUCGGUUGGUCAACGCAAUCUUUCCACUGGGGCCGCAAUUCUGCUUCUUUACAUUACCUUUGUGGUUUAUUGUGACAGUACCUCUUGUUUUGCGAUUUUCCGGUAUGCAUAUAUAA
Messenger RNA from Penicillium concentricum, 267 nucleotides. RefSeq lists its product as uncharacterized. The record is from RefSeq and is a predicted model, not a curated record. The transcript is spliced from 2 exons. The coding region runs from base 1 to 267 and encodes 88 amino acids. Lineage: Eukaryota; Fungi; Ascomycota; Eurotiomycetes; Eurotiales; Aspergillaceae.